Fusarium falciforme is the source of this 1107-nucleotide messenger RNA. Its product is annotated as Oxidored-FMN domain-containing protein. Bases 1 to 1107 code for a protein of 368 amino acids. The transcript has a single exon. The record is from RefSeq and is a predicted model, not a curated record. Lineage: Eukaryota; Fungi; Ascomycota; Sordariomycetes; Hypocreales; Nectriaceae. Gene Ontology annotation, molecular function: FMN binding; NADPH dehydrogenase activity.
AUGUCUUCCACAUCCAAGCUCUUUCAGCCAAUUCGGCUGGGCAAUAUGAAACUACAGCACCGGAUCGUCAUGGCCCCAUUGACUCGAUUCCGAGCCGACGAGGAUCAAGUUCCCCUUCCGCAAUGCCUCGAGUAUUAUACACAGCGAGCUAGCUCUCCCGGCACCCUAAUUAUUACCGAAGCAACCUCCAUCUCCCCGCGUCAUUCUGCAGGGCCACAUGCCCCCGGCAUCUGGUCGCAGGCCCAGAUCGAAGGUUGGAGGAAAAUCACCGAUGAAGUUCACGCGACGGGGUGUUUCAUGUACUGCCAGAUCUUUGCUCCUGGUCGCGCGGGCCACAAGGAGGAAUAUCCUCUAUACAGCUCCAGUUCUGUACCCAUGACCGAUGGCGACUCAGACGCGGUUCCCCAAGAGAUGACCGAGUCUGAGAUCUGGGAUUGUAUCGCUGAUUUCAAAGCGGCUGCUCUGAACGCCAUCAAGGCUGGCUUUGACGGCGUCGAGCUGCACGGGGCAAAUGGAUACCUCAUUGAUCAGUUCAGCCAAAGCACGUGCAAUAUCCGAACCGACCGUUGGGGAGGCUCUGUCGAGAACAGGUCCAGAUUCGUACUCGAAGCUACAAAGGCCGUGGUCGACGCAAUUGGACCAGAUCGGGUUGCUGUCAGGCUCAGCCCUUGGAGCACGUUCCAGUCCAUGAAAAUGGAUGUGGAGCUCGCAACUCGACAAUUUUCCCAUAUCAUCCGGGGACUCAAAGAUGUGCGACUCUCUUACCUUCACCUUAUUGAGUCACGGGUCGUAAACAAUGUGGACUGUGAGAAGAAGGAGGGCCUGGAGUUUGCUUUCGACAUCUGGGCCAACCAGUCUCCCAUCUUGGUUGCUGGCGGAUUCAACAGUGAGUCUGCAAGCAAGGCGGUGGACCAGGAAUACCGAGAUCACGAUACUCUGGUUGUGUUUGGAAGAUAUUUCGUCUCAACACCUGACUUAGUAUUCAGAAUCCGGGAGGGCAUAGAUAUGAAUCCAUACGACCGCUCGACCUUUUACACACCUGUAGAGACUAAGGGAUACACCGACUACCCCUUCAGCGAGGAAUUCUUGGGCAGGGCAUUGGUGUAA